Molecule: messenger RNA, 1190 nt
Organism: Trichoderma asperellum CBS 433.97
Lineage: Eukaryota; Fungi; Ascomycota; Sordariomycetes; Hypocreales; Hypocreaceae
Source: RefSeq, a predicted model, not a curated record
UCACGAGGCCGAGACAGCGACAGGGGUUUGUUUUCCCUUUUGCUCUCGCUCAGCCAGCUGGAGUCGCCGAUGCAGCACGACGUCGACGACAUGCCUGACUCGGCCGAUUUGCACCGCGCUCAGCUGAUUGGCGACAGCAGGGUGGCCCAGCGGCCGAUAUGAUUGCCCCGAAGAAUGCAGCGCAUGAUUUCCAUAUCCACCAACUGCAUCGACGCAGACCGUCUUUCUGCGCUGUCGUUGGAUGCAGCACUGCUUAGAGUGCUGCUGCCGGGCGGGUCUCGAACCAACGGGCAUGGAGAGAGAAUAUGAGAGAGUGAGAGAAAGAGAGAGAGAGAGAGAAAGACAGAGGGAGUGAGGGCAUGAUACUGACUCAACAAAAGGCAGCUCACACCAUUUUGCUCGAAUCGGUCAAAAGUGUCGUAUGCUGCCCACGCUGUGGCAUGCUGUUGUUCCUGUUCCUGGCUCUUCGGCUCUGCAACACGCCCGGACUAGCGACAAAGAAAGCAGUCAACCCGUCAGCAGCCUGCAUACUGGCUAUCCAUCACGACGCCGAGGGCGUCUUUUUUGCCUCUUCUUGGUGUUGUGCUGUUUGGCCCUUCUUGUAUGCCGCGGACUUGCCUAUUUUAUUUUCCCACGGCACCAGAGUGACAUCCCGAGAACUCACCACAGCGUUUGAGCAAACUCCGCUAACUCCCCGGGACAAAGGGUUGAAAAGGUCCCCUUCUCUUGAUGACCGUGCAUAUACUACAGUACAUAUGUCUGUCGCUACGCCGAUGCUUGGCCGAUGCUUCAUGAAUGCCACGUCCAGCAGGGUUUCAUCCGGAUAUCGCUGCGAAUCACAGCUCGAUCUCAAGAACCAGCCUGGAUUCCGGCGAAUACCUGUUUGGUCCUUGCACCCUGUACUAAGCCUUCCAUGCAUGUGCCAGCACUACCAUGUGCGUGAGCACCAGAAAAUCUACGGAGUGAGAAAUCAAAAAGGCUGCUACAUAUGUAGGCAUCUAAUCUGGCGCGAUUCGCUUGUGUGUGUGUGUGUGUGUGUGUGUGUGUGUGUGUGUCUAGCGAGCCUGGCACGGCAUGGCAUUGACGCCACAGUGCUCUCAUCAUGGAGAUGAAGCUUAAGAGCCUCCACCCCAGUUUAUUAGCCCCGAUCUUAAAACGGAUCACCCAGUGGUAUGUAAAAGGAGAAAAAG